This is a messenger RNA of Acomys russatus (golden spiny mouse), 1371 nucleotides long. Its product is annotated as carcinoembryonic antigen-related cell adhesion molecule 1-like. Gene Ontology annotation, molecular function: protein tyrosine kinase binding. Bases 1 to 1371 code for a protein of 456 amino acids. The record is from RefSeq and is a predicted model, not a curated record. NCBI's taxonomy places the organism in Eukaryota, Metazoa, Chordata, Mammalia, Rodentia, Muridae. The transcript has 7 exons. Gene Ontology annotation, cellular component: plasma membrane; cell surface. Gene Ontology annotation, biological process: signal transduction; regulation of immune system process.
AUGGAGCCCCCUUCAUCUCUUCUCCCAACGUGUGUCCCCUGGCAGGGGCUCCUGCUUUCAGCCUCACUUUUAACCAUCUAUAGCAUACCCACCAUGGCAGAGCCCACUGUGGAGUCCAUGCCACCUGCUGUUCUAGAGGGGAAGACCGUCCUUCUACUUGCUCACAACCUGCCAGACGACCUUUCAGCCUAUCGCUGGUUCAAAGGGGAAGGGUUGCUGGACAAAGAUCUGAUUAUAAUGUAUGACAUGAAAUCUCAAGAAGCUAGACACGGAAAGCUGUACAGCGGCAGAGAGACGCUGCACCCUAAUGGAUCCCUGAUGUUAUAUAAUGUCACCUUGGAGCAAUCUGGGGUCUACAACCUAAACAUCCAUUCUGCAGACCUCGGCCAAAAAUCAGUGUUUGUGGAUGUCUCUGUAUACCCUCUGUUGAGCAAACCCUCCGUAAGAAGCAAUAGAACCGCAGCCGUGGAGGGUCGAGACGCUGUUGAGUUAACCUGCGAGCCCCGCCUCCUGAAAACAACUUACCUGUGGCAGCUGAACGGUAAGCAGCUUCCAGAUGAUAAUGGCACCAUCCUGUCUCAGGGUAACACGACUCUCACUUUACUCGAGGUGUCGAGGCAUUUCAAAGGACCCUACGAGUGUGAAGCCAAGAACCCACUGAGUGCCUCUCGUAGUAUCCCAUUCUCUCUGGAUGUGUUCUAUGGCCCAGAUACCCCCGAGAUAUUUCCCCCCAACAAAUACUUUGAGGAAGGAAAAAGCCUGUGGCUAUCCUGCCAAGCAGAGUCUCACCCCAAAGCACAAUAUUCCUGGACUAUCAAUGGUAAACCCUGGAAUUCUAAAGAAGAGGUAUUUAUCCACAAGACCAGCGUAAGUAAUAAUGGAUUAUAUGCCUGCCUCGUCAGUAACCCAGCAACCGGCCGCAACAAUUCCACAGUCAAAGAGAUUACAAUAGUUGAGGAACUGCCAAAGCCCCACAUCCAAAUAAAAAACAGAACAGUCCUAGAGCACCAUUUCGUGGACCUGACCUGUGUGUCAGAAAACACCGGAGUGUCCAUCUGGUGGACGUUCAAUAAUAAGAGGCUGGAGGCCACAGACAGGGUGACGUUCUCCUGGAACAACAGAAGGCUCACCAUAGACCCGAUCACAAAGAAGGAUGCCGGCACGUACCAGUGUGAGGUCGCCAACCCCCUCGUCUCCAGGACGAGUGACCCCGUCAACCUGGCUGUGCUCUAUCAGCCAUCAGAAAGUUUCCCAGUAUCGGCUUUGGUUGCUGCUGGCAUGGCUGCUGAAGUCCUGGCUGGGCUGGCCAUCCUAGGAGGCCUGGCAUAUUUUGCGUUUUUCAAGAAACUGGACACGUCACAGACCCCAUGA